Molecule: messenger RNA, 3007 nt
Organism: Rhipicephalus microplus (southern cattle tick)
Lineage: Eukaryota; Metazoa; Arthropoda; Arachnida; Ixodida; Ixodidae
Product: peroxisomal biogenesis factor 3
Biological process (GO): protein import into peroxisome membrane
Cellular component (GO): peroxisomal membrane
Molecular function (GO): protein-macromolecule adaptor activity
Source: RefSeq, a predicted model, not a curated record
GGCGCUCUGAUGCGGUCAAGGUAGCAGCGCGAGAGCUGCGUCAGCAGGGAAAACUUCACCGACAGCCCAAGUUGGAGGAAAGAAAAGAGUUUUCGAUUGUCAGGCCAUGUUUAGCCGCCUGUACAACGUCGUGCGGCAGCACAAAAAGAAGAUAUUCUUCAGUGUCGGCCUAGUCGGAGGCGCCUACCUUCUAAACCGGUAUCUGCAGCGAAAACUACGCGACUGGGAAACAAAACAAACUCAGAGCUACAUCGAUCAAAUCAAGCACCAGCACCACUUCGAAAACAUCCUGCAGACGUCGGACAGCACCAUUUUGACUCUCCUGGAGAAGGUAAGAGAGCCGCUACUCGCCAUACUCGAGACGGACAGCCUGCUCGAGAAGCUCAAGACGCGACCUGCAAACAGGCUCGAGCUUUGGGAGGAAAUCAAGGUGCGCCUUCUCACCUUUGCGCUGGCGAGCGUGUACGCGGAAAGUCUGCUCGCUUCGCUCGUUCGCGUCCAGCUAGGCGUCGUCGGCGGCUACGUGUUCGUCAACUCGCAGCGGGCACAACAAAACUCGGGAGGCGUGCUGCCGGCGCUCACCAACCAAGACAUUCACCAGCGGUACCUGGCUCAGGUGCAGCACUUUUUCGAGAACGGUGUGCACGAGCUUGUGCGCGUCAUCCGGGACGCUGUGGUGGCCGCCUUCGGCCACAUAGGCCUCAAGGAGCGCGUCGGCCCCGCCGACUUUGCGGUGGGUUUCGACUUCGUCAAGAAACACGUCUCGCGUGACUCCAAGAAGCCGCUCCCGGGCUUCCUACGUCUGCUUCUGCCUCCUCUUGAGGUCGAUGGCGACACGGACGAUGUGAGGAUGCUGAACGCGAUGAUCUUGGAGACGCGGGACAUACUCGAGACCGACGACUUCGCCAAGGUUCUCGGGAUGUGCAUAGACCGCGGCAUCACGGGCCUCACCAACGAUGUCGAGGUGUGUUUCCAAAACAUGCGCGCCGCGGAGCGAGAGAACGGCAGUGGCGAGCGAGCCGAAUGUUCUGUCGCGUCAACGUCUGCGGGAUAUCCUAUGGCAAAACUUUUGCCAGUGCUGAGGAACUGCCUCGUCUCCGGCAGACAAGAUGGCUUCCUCAGAACCGUGCUCCAGGAAGAACUACUCCGCAGCAUGAUUGCCAACGUCUACGAAGCCUUCUGUCAGACAGAGGAUGCAGAUAGGAUAAACCACAACCUAGCACCGUUGUCAUCGUGACCGUGAGAAACGGCGACACGAGCCGGCGAGCCGGUGACAAUUGACAGCGUAGUGACGGGCAAUGUCAGCAUUCGCAAUUACUUUGCUCGUUGUGCAGUCCAGUCGCUCCAACAAACUCCUUGUAUGGUUCUUCUUCACUUAUUGCCCGACAUCAUGUCAUUCAAAAAAAAAAAAAAAAACGUGUGGGAGAGUAGAUGCGACUGUCAUUUCGGCGUGCUUGUCAGUUUUCACAAAUUUCGCCUUGCUAGAAACGUUUGAUGAUGCCGAAUACCUACUCGGUUCAGCAACCCCGAUACAUGAUAUAUUCGUCGUAUUUGCGAACCUUCGUGGAAUUGCACUAACUUUAAGUGUGAGAAGAUGUAGGUUACUGCAGAUAUGACAAGUGUCAAAAACUCGUUAUUGUGCUCCAUCUUGGAUGCACUUGGUCCUGUCAUUUUGCCUUGACAGCUCAAUGUAAGGAAAUGUCACUGGCUGCAAUUUGUAGCUGCUGUUCUCAUGCAGCUUGUCAUACAAAAUUGAGGUCUAUAAUGUCUCCCUUUACAUAUCAUGCUUUUUUACUGUGCAUAUUGCAGCAGCUUGUGUUCCACGUUUUUUUUUUUGUUUAUGUGACUGUAGUUGGUCAUGCCAUUGCUCGAACGAAUCUUGGUAUUGCGAGUUUUGUGGGUGUGCGCAUUGUCUGAUUUAAAGUGAUAAAAAAAUGUCCAUAAGUGUAACCUGUGCUUGUCCAGCUUGCCUGACUAGUAUGUAGCUGUGGUUGGGCUCAACUAUUAAGGCAAGAGCGUUCUCACCUAGACAAUUAAGGCACCGUAGCCAAUUGCUCCUGUGACUAUAAAGUAGUAGUUUUGCUUUAAUCAUCAACCACAUUCUUGAUCGGCAUGAUUACUGGCUCAUAACAUCCUUCUAGUGUGUGUGUCUAUUGGUGCAGGCCUUGUCUGCAUCCGCCUUUGAGGUGAAGUGCUGCUACCUUCCGAAGUUGUACCCAACUAUAGUUACUGCACUAGUGUGAAACAGGCAUGGUAACAUCCUGGGGCCACUUGUAUUUAGUUCAGCACUUGCGAAUGCACUCAUUACAUUUUCAAUGCAGCUAUGCCUCUUUUCUGUUGAUUAAAUAAUAAUUUCGAAAAAAAAAUAAUAAAAUAUAUGGUGUUUAGCAUCCUAACACCACCAUAUGCUUAUGGGGGACUGGACUCCACAGUAGAGGACUCUGAAAAUUUUGUCUAUCUGCUCUACUCUAAUGUGCACCGACAUUACACCGUACAUGAGCCUGUAGCAUUUUACCUCCAUCAAAAUGCAACUGCCGUGAUUGAAUCCUGUGAUUUUCGGGCCAGCAGCCAAGCACCUUAGUCCCUAAACACUGCUGUGGACUCGUUUCAGAAAAGGGAAUGGCAUGAAGCAGUGUUUCUUGGUGCACUGCUAAGAUAAACAUUGUGGUGUUUGCAUUUAUCCGUGAAGGGUGGACUCGUGUUUUAUGCAUUCUUAACACUUGUACAAGUAAUAACUCUGUAGUGGGGCUCUGUGUCAUGUGAACGACAAGCAUUAAGUGGUGUAAUUUACAAUUCCAAGUGAGGUAUUUUGUAUGAGGGGAGGUAUAUUUGAAGCGUUUGUAAUACUGUUUGUCUUUACCACACCAUAAGCGCCAUGUGAAUUGGUAGGCUUUCUUUUUUCAAAAGUCUGCCCUUAGGCAUAAUAAUGUUUGGUUCAAAAAUACACAUGCAAAUUACCAUGGGCUUCACUGCUGGUUGGCUAGAGAAUAAAGAGUUAAUGACUGAG